This is a messenger RNA of Strongylocentrotus purpuratus (purple sea urchin), 3097 nucleotides long. RefSeq names its product myosin heavy chain, clone 203-like. The transcript is spliced from 10 exons. Lineage: Eukaryota; Metazoa; Echinodermata; Echinoidea; Camarodonta; Strongylocentrotidae. The record is from RefSeq and is a predicted model, not a curated record. The coding region runs from base 25 to 2652 and encodes 875 amino acids.
GGAGCAGAUUGAUGAAAAGAGAUAAUGACGAUGAAACUUGAUGAAGCGAGGCAUGAGACGGCUCGACUUACAGGAGAGAACGGUGAGAUGAAGAGAGAACUGGAGGAGCUUCAGGAAGAGAGGACCAUCCUGAAGGAGACGGAAGGAGCCUUGGUAGAGCAGAUGAAGGAGAUGGAGACAUCCAUGGAUGCACACAGAGACCUGGAGGCUGCACUUCAUGGAGCUAAGGAGGAGCUGGCUCGGAUGGAGCAAGAGAGGGAGGCAACCAUGAAUGAAGUUGCCCAAUUAGCGGAGGCCUUGAAGAAAGAGCAGAGUCUGAAGGUUCGAGCUGAGCAGAGGAGCGAGAAGCUCAAAGAACAGCUUCAGAAGAUGAAAGAAGCCAAGCGAAAGCUUUCGACAGACAUGGAGACCCUGAGGCAAGAGAAGGAGGACACGACUACUAGCAUCGUCAAACGAGAGAUGGAUCUAGAGAGUCGUAUGGGUGCCAUGCAGAAAGAGGUUGAGAUCUUGAGGUCAUCGAGUGACGAUAGCAAGCAGGAGCAGUCAUCCCUGGAAUCAGAAGCUGCUCAUCUGAAGCAGGAAUGUCAGAGACUGACCAAGGAGGGAGAGGAUUUGAAGAGAGAGAGCGACUUAUUGAGGAAAGUUGUAGAAGAGUCAGGCUCACAUCUGGAUAAGGUGAGGAAUGAGGGGGAGGGGCUUAGGAAGGAGCUUGAUGGAUUGAGAGGUCAAAGGGCAAAGUUGGUGGAUGAGAACCAGCACAUGAAAGCAGAGGUGAAGAGGUUAUUGGACGAAGAUGAAAUCAAUAAGGUUGAGUUGGAAGAGCUGAGGACAGGGUUGAAACUUGCUAAAGAGAAGGGAGGCAAGCUAGGAAGCGAACUUAAAGAGUUGGUGAAAUCAAGAGGAAAAGAAGGUGAUGGUUUGAAGGAGAAGUUGAAGUCAGUCGAGACAGAGUUGGAAGCACAGCAGAAACUAUGGGAGGAGAAAUAUGAGACGGAUGUCACUAGGUACGAGAAGAAGGUUGCGGAACUGACGGAUGAGUUACGCAAGGUCAACGAUGAAGUGAUUAGUGUGAAUGUAGAGAUUAAGAAGCUUACGUCGGAGCGUAACUCUCUCAAGGUCAUGAACUCUGAACUUGAUAGUACACUUACAGCCGCUGCAGAGAAACUUCAGGACGCAGAUAUAGCCUUGAAAGAGGCGAAGACUGAGGUCACAGAUCUCCAAGGGCAGCUUGAGGAUUUGAACGGUUCUAACGAGGGUUCUGAGCAGCUCCGGGAACAGAAAGCCCAGCUGGAGUGGGAUCUAACGGGUCUCUCUCAGGAGAACCUAGAUCUUCAGGAGGAACUCGAGAACUGCCACCUUGAGAUUGACGAGGUCGGACAGGAGAUGAGAGAACAACGGGAAGAGAAGAAGAAGAUGGAGAGGAGGAUAGCUGAGAUAGAGGCAUCGGGAAGGAAUGAGAUCCAACGUCUUGGUGACAAGAUGUCCUCGGAUAUGAAGGCGAUCCAGGAGGAGAAGACAUCCGUCGUCAUGGAGAUGCAAGCUCUGCAGACACGGUUUGAAGAUGCCUUGAAUGAUGGCAGCAUACUGAGAGAAGAUGGAGAGACAUUGAAGGAAGAGAAUGCUAGGCUCCAGGAGGAAGCGGUGGUUGUUUCUAAGCAACGAGAUGAGUUAAAGGAUGAAGUGGUGGUAUUGUCUUCCAGAUUACUUGGUAUAGAGCAACAGUUAAUGGAACAAGGCACUGUGGAUGAGAGGUUGCAGAAACUUCAAAGUUCUGAACAGAAAAUGAGAGAAGACCUUGCCCGGUCAGCUGAAGAGAGAGAUAGAGCAUUACAAGGGAUCCAUCAGAGGGAGAUACGAUGUGAAACCUUGACACAGCGGGUUGCAGGUCUGGUGGAACAGAACAAGAGUAUGAAGGGUCAUCUGAGAAACAUGGAACGUAACGUCAAAGACAUGGAGCGUCACAUCACAAGUCUGGAAGAUGAUAAGACCGCCCUCUUGAGGCAGGUUGAGGAGAAGGAAAUCAGCGUUAGUAGAACAAUGGUUGAAGAACGUCCAAUGAUUGUAGAGGAGGCCAUGGUCCAGCGUAGCGCCCCAGUCCAGGAACAGAUGACCCUACCCCCUGCCCCCAUCCAGGAACAGAUGACCCUUCCCCCUGACCUCCCUCCUUCGGGUCAUGGGGUCAUGGAAGAAGAAGUCACAAUGCUCAAACAGAAGUUGGAGAGUGUUGAACAAGAGAGGGCGAUGCUCGUUAAAGAAUGUGCACAAACAGAGGUAGCAUCUUUACGUUAUGAGAGAGAGCAGAGGGUCUUUGCAGAGGAUGCGUUAAAUAGCACCCAGGAUCGUCUACGAGAACAGAAGAGAACAUCCCACCAUCAUCAUCCCUCGUCAUCCUCAUCAUCGAUCAGGAAGGAAUACAGCCUGUAUAUUGAUUCUGAUGACGAGGACACUCAGCUGAUGGUCAAGGCAUACAAAGCUGGACAUCAUCUGACUCGUCAUGGUAACACAGUGGCCAAUAAGCUGAGGAGGUGUUUCAAAGGCAGAGGAAGCUUCAUGCGUGCAGUGCCUAGUGGUAUUCAGCCAAGGUCUCUCAUGGUGUUAUAUGCUGCAGCUAUCCAUAUCUUCCUCUUCUAUGUCCUAGCGUUCCAUUGCUAACCCUGGCACUUCAAACGUAUUGCCUCUCGUCACCCAGGUGUGUAAAGUAAAUGAGAACAGCUAAUCCAGGCACUUCAACCGUGUUGCCUCUUGUUACCCAGUGUAAAGUGAAUGAUAGAGGACAUUCUUAGCUAAUUCAUGUUGCGUUGUGCAUUGCUGCAGAGAUUAAUAUCUUCCUCUUCUAUCUACUAGCGUUUCAUUACUAAACCAGGCACUUCAAAGUCAUUGCCUCCCCUUAUCCAGGAGUGCAAAUAAGUAUGAGGUGUAGAGGUGUUGUGGUUGAGUAGAUACGUCACCAGACUGUCGAUCACAAGGUCCACGGUUUGAGUCCCGUCGCGGUACUAAAUGUCCUUUGGCAAGACAUUUAUCUACAUUUGCCACACUCAACCCAAGUGAGGUAAAUGGGUACCUGGUAGGAUUAUUCCUUGAAAUGCACUGUGCACUG